GAUAUGUUUUUUUUUUUUUUAACCACAAACCAGACAUCUUCAUUAUUGAACCAAAAAAAAAAAAAAAACAGACACCUUCAUUUCUGUUAGUUAGCAGCCAUGGCGAAGGACACUGAAACCAGACACAACUGAACUUCGACAACAAUUCAUCCUAAGAAAAAAAACACAUUUUAAAAAAAACCCUAUCAUGCAAUCUUAUCUUGCUCCUAGCUCUUUCACUUUCCCUUCAUUUCCUUCACAAAAACCCAUUAAUAAAACUAUCCCGUUUCAAUCUUUCACAAUCAAAUCCUCCAUUGAUAAGACUCCCACCACUAAACCCAAACCAACAACCCCAUCAAAAACAACAUCUUGGGUUAGUCCCAAUUGGCUCACUUCAUUGACUAAGUCCUUAACAUUGAGCUCCAAAGAUGAUUCGGGUAUACCCAUAGCUAGUGCUCAAUUAGAGGAUGUCUCUGAACUUCUUGGUGGUGCUUUGUUCUUGCCUUUGUUUAAGUGGAUGAAUGAGUAUGGGCCUAUAUAUCGGUUAGCUGCUGGUCCUAGGAACUUUGUGGUGGUUAGUAACCCCGCCAUUGCUAAGCAUGUGUUGAGAAACUAUGGUAAAUAUGCUAAAGGACUUGUCUCUGAGGUCUCUGAGUUUCUUUUCGGGUCGGGUUUCGCCAUUGCUGAAGGUUCUCUUUGGACGGUGAGACGGAGGGCUGUAGUUCCAUCUCUUCACAAGAAGUAUUUGUCUGUUAUGGUUGAUCGGGUAUUUUGCAAAUGUGCCGAGAGAUUGGUAGAGAAGCUGCAACCUUUUGCAUUAGAUGGCACCGCCGUGAACAUGGAAGAAAAGUUUUCUCAACUGACUCUUGAUGUUAUCGGUCUCUCGGUAUUUAAUUAUAACUUCGAUUCGUUGACAACCGAUAGCCCUGUCAUUGAUGCAGUUUAUACUGCUUUGAAAGAAGCAGAGUUACGGUCCACGGACAUUUUACCCUAUUGGAAGAUUAGUGCUUUGUGCAAGAUAGUUCCGAGACAAAUAAAGGCCGAAAAAGCAGUUACAGUCAUUCGGAAAGCCGUUGAAGAACUUAUUGUAAAGUGCAAAGAGAUUGUUGAAAAAGAAGGUGAAAGGAUCAACGAGGAGGAAUAUGUAAAUGAUGCUGAUCCAAGUAUCCUUCGAUUCUUGCUUGCAAGCAGGGAAGAGGUUUCAAGCUUGCAGUUACGAGAUGACCUUUUAUCAAUGUUAGUUGCAGGUCAUGAGACUACUGGUUCGGUAUUGACAUGGACGUUGUAUCUUCUAAGCAAGGAUCCCUCGGCAUUGCUAAAAGCACAACAAGAAGUCGACAGAGUCUUAGAGGGACGGAACCCUACCUAUGAAGACAUAAAGGAUCUCAAGUUCCUAACUCGAUGCAUAACUGAGUCAUUGCGUCUAUAUCCACAUCCUCCUGUCUUGAUAAGGAGAGCUCAAGUUGAUGAUGUUCUUCCCGGAGACUAUAAAGUUAAGGCUGGUCAAGACAUAAUGAUUUCAGUAUAUAAUAUACAUCAUUCCUCACAGGUCUGGGAAAGAGCUGAAGAGUUUGUGCCCGAGAGGUUCGACUUGGAAAGCUCAGUCCCUAACGAAUCAAAUACAGAUUACAGGUUCAUUCCGUUCAGCGGGGGUCCUCGUAAAUGUGUUGGUGAUCAAUUUGCUUUACUAGAGGCCAUUGUUGCACUUGCAAUUUUCCUUCAACGCUUGAAUUUUGAGCUGGUUCCGGAUCAAAACAUUAGUAUGACCACUGGAGCUACGAUACAUACAACAAACGGUUUGUACAUGAAGCUCAGCCAACGCAUGCCCGAUAUUGGUUCGUCAACUUCCAAGUAAAUCGAAAAUUAUUUACCGUAUCAAAUCGUUUCAUGUUUAUAGUCAUAACUCAUAAUGCACCGUAUUUGAACGCUGAACCAUAACGAGUUUUUGCCAUUUACGGUCUCAUGAAUUACAUAGGCAAUAGGCGGAAGAGUAGGCCAUGUUCUUGUUUUCUUUUCGCAGUUGAUACACUUUGAUGUAUUACUAAUUCAAAUUUGUGUAACGGGUCUAGACUUUAGUAUUUUGGCUGUUAAGGGAAUGGACUCUGACAUUUGCAGCUGGAUAUAGAA
This is a messenger RNA of Gossypium arboreum, 2106 nucleotides long. RefSeq names its product carotene epsilon-monooxygenase, chloroplastic. The record is from RefSeq and is a predicted model, not a curated record. Gene Ontology annotation, cellular component: chloroplast. Gene Ontology annotation, biological process: carotenoid biosynthetic process. The transcript has 9 exons. Gene Ontology annotation, molecular function: heme binding; iron ion binding. NCBI's taxonomy places the organism in Eukaryota, Viridiplantae, Streptophyta, Magnoliopsida, Malvales, Malvaceae. Bases 188 to 1834 code for a protein of 548 amino acids.